UGUUUAAACGGUUGCUUAGUAACGUGAUCACAACUAAGUACGGGGAGUGAUUGCAAGGUACAAUUGAGAGGUUCAUAGUUUGAUAAAUUCAGUACUGGUCCGGUCAUACUCUUGGUGACUUGUAAAACUCGCGCAUAGGUGACGCGCACUUGAAUACGUGUAUUAUACUUUUUUUUUUAAUUUUACACUUUAAAUUAAUACGUCCGUCUUUCUCUACCGUUUAAAUAUCCAUUAUUAACUUUUAGUGUGUGUGGGUUAUUAUCGCAAUUGUAAUGCGCCUACGUCACAUUUACGGUUAACUGUGUACCUGAUUCACAAAUACCUAAUACAAAUUGGUACGUAAGCCAGUUGGAGGGAUUAUUAUUGGUACCUAAUUCAAACGUGAACACAAAACGUGAACGAGUUUAUUUAAAAGCAACAAUGCGAUUAUGGGCUUCAUGGUUCGUGUCAUACUAGGUGUGUUCCUAGUCUUAUCAGCACGGCAUUUGGCAGAAUGUGCUCCUUCUGCUUUACAGCGCCACGUUCGUCAACUAGCAGAAGAAGAUGCGGCGCCGGAAGUACCAAUCAUAGAAGACGAGCCGAGUAGAAUAAAUCAAUCUGAUGCCAAGGAAGAUUUUUAUACGAAUAGUGUGAUUAACCACACUUCGCUUACUAACAGCACCGUACAAAAUAGCAAAACCUCUUUGUUGGACGAAAAACCAAAGACUGAGAGUAAUAAACAAUUUAAUAAUGUAGAGUAUUCGGAGGAUAACAAAAGAACAGAAAGUGAUGUUACCGUUCACUAUUUUGAGAAUGUUUCUGUUGCACCGGUUUUAAUUGCCGAGGGAACACCGGUUAGUUCCACGGAAAAAGUAAGGGAAGAAGGUGGAAGAUCUUUAGACUUCACUAAAUACGUUUCCCCAGAAUUUCACGACAGAAACAACGUGUACAGCUUCCCAAUUUCUUCAGAUACGGAAAAAUACACUAAUCUUCACAACGAUAUAAGUUUCACAAGUACCCCCUCAUAUGAUUUUGAUAAAAAACAACGCGAUAUAGAAACGGAUGUUAAGGACAAGUUAAAGUACAUUGAUCGAGAGUUUGAACAAGCGGAGAGAAAUUUUUCAGACGGCACUGAUUUAUCGAAUACUAAAAUAAUAAACGUCCCCAAGGAGAAUGACACAUCCUCUGAGUUACGGUAUACCAAAUCCAGGAAUAUUACGAGCCACUUUUAUAAGAUAAAAAAUAAAAUAAAUAAAGAAACUGAUGUCGAAACAGGCGAAAGUAUCGAUCAUACGUCAUCGUUCAAUAAAACGACCUACUUUGAUGAACCGCCUAAAGACUAUAAAAAUAAGAUAUCUUCUGGCGUUGGCCUGCAGUUAGCUCACAAAGUUACUACAGAGACGACUAUUGCGAAAAGCAUAGAUAGUACCAAUGAUAAGGUAAAAGAGUCUACAAAUCAAAGAGAUGGCGCUUUUCUAACCAAGCCCCCACUCCCUAAUCGAACAGUCAACUCUAAUCACUUACUCAGUAAUAAGAUAGAGAACGAGGUUUUGACUUCUGAUAGUGUCUCUAAGCCAAAGAGUGAUUUUCCAUAUUUCACUACGGAUCGGCCUACAGCAACGGCGACUCGUACGACAACCGUCAGUGGCACCGAACCUUACCGCUAUGAAAAUUCUAGAAAAGAAAACGGAAUUUCGAUCGCUAAAAGAGGUUCUACGAAAUAUGCCGACACAAUUACAUCUGCAGUUCCCACUAGUACUACAACUGCUAAACCCAGCAUAAAGGAAAAUGGAACUUCGAGCCUCCAACGUAACGGGACUGCUGAAGAAGUUGUACAGGAAAAUCAUAUCUAUCCUGUACAAGUUCCCGCUCCAACUACGAUUACUACAACGGAAAUGUUGCAGUACUCACAAACCGAAAUGGAGGACUCGCUUUCUAACACGACAUAUUUGGAUACAACCGAAAUGACUCAAGAAAUAUAUAAUGCAACUACAUCUACAGUUGUAACGACAACUAUGGCAACUACGGAAAUGUUACAAACAACAACGGAGAGUCCUAGAUUUGCUACUGAAGUCGACAUUGAAAGUUACUUCGAAUCUACUACCGAUGAAAACCCAGAAACAAGUACGGCUUCUACGACUGAAUACACUUUCAUGACAUAUACCGAUAUUCUACCAAACACCAGCCCGAGAACAACUGCGGAGCUAGAUAGAGUUAGUAGCGGGAGAGGUUUCAACUUUAGCAGUACGGGAUUCGAGUACCAAACAUCGCAAGAUAAAUCGGACAAUACAACUGAUACCCCCAACAUGACAACGCAAACCCCAAUCUCAAACAUUACCACUGAAGAAAUUGUACCAACGACAACUGACUAUCGAGAUAACAUCAUCGUGAAACAUCCGGAAACGACCACCGCGAAACACUCCAAUUUCCAACCUAGAACUAACGUCUCUUCCGAUAGUAGCGCCGAAGAAACUGAGACGUACAAGGAGAUAACGAAGAAAAGUGCCGACUCUCAAAUUACCACCCAAAGGUACCUUAUACGUACGCAUUCGUCUGAGCCAACAUCAGAAAGCACCCCCUUUAUUAUUCCCCUCAACAUUUCCAUGUACGAAUUUGAUUCCGCCGAGUCUACAACGGUAAACAUGGGCAUGGAAGAGCCCGAAGAGAGUAACGGUGGGAAAAUUGCCGCAAUUGUGAUUUCUGCGAUCGGGGCCGUUUGUUUAGUGCUGUUAGCUGGAUUAUUGUUUGUCAUGAGAAAGCGACAUAAGCGUUUUAAUUAUGGUCAAAGGUGCACGCCGGUUAGCUUAGAUGCGUACAGCGUCGACAAUGUUUCUGUCUAUAACAGCAUGAGGAGGAAAAGUGCGAUGCGGGCCAGCAAGAGAUCUUACGGUAACCUUGCGUUUGAUGAUCCCUCCUCCAUCACAAACCCGUUGAAUUUUCCUGCACUGGCCAAGUUUGCUAAUAAUGCGGAGGCGAUAGCUGCUGAGUUUGAGGAAGUGCCCCAAGUAACGGCACAAACCAAUGAGUUACCAGAAGGCUGUGAAACUAAGAAUCGAUACGCUAACGUUAUCCCUCUUCCGGAAACAAGAGUAUUUCUAACCCCGGUCGAGGGUUAUAUUAAUAGCGAUUAUAUAAAUGCUAAUUAUGUUACCGGUCCUAAAAGCACAAAGAAUUACUACAUCGCGUGUCAAGCGCCGAUGCAAAACACAGUGGAAGACUUUUGGAGAAUGGUCUGGGAGCAACAGUCGAAAGUUAUACUUAUGUUAACGCAUCUGUUUGAAAAUGGAGGGGAGAAGUGUGUUGACUACUUACCACCAUCUGAAGUUCUUGACUGUCACAGACUGUUCGGCGAUUUCCAGAUCACAUUGAAAAAUAGGGAAGUUAAGGAAAAAUACGUGAUAUCUGUCUUACAACUUAAAAAUAUGGUUUCUAAUAGUUGGAGGGAAGUAACGCAUUUAUGGUACCUGGGUUGGCCCGAAAAGGGUGUACCGUCUGAAGCAAAUUCUUUAAUUGCGUUUCUCAUUGAGGCACGCAGUUAUAUCAAAGCUUUACCUUCUAGUGAGAAUGGAAAGACUAGCAAUGGCGAAUCACUAGCUAAUGGAACUCUAAACUUGGAAUACAGUCCUAUAGUCGUCCAUUGCAGUCCAGGAACAGGAAGAACAGGAACUGUUAUUGCGUGUGACAUUGCGAUAAGGGAGUUUGAACUUGCGAGACAAGUCGACAUACCAAAAACGGUGUACAGAAUUCGCCGUGAUAGAGCCAGCUCUGUUCAAACGAAAGAACAGUACGAAUUCAUCUAUAACGUGAUCACUUUGUACGCAACCAAACUAACUGGAGGAGUCUUAGAUUCUUUGUAAGCUAUAGCACGUAGGUAUAUGAUGUUCAAAUUGUGAUUUCUAUAUUAAGAAAGACAUAUCAAAAGGUGGGACCAAAUUUUGAGUAACUACAUACAGUGUUAUGUAUUGGAGUUAGUGAACAAGUUCGAUAAUAUGAGGGUAUUUGUAUAUAAAUAUUUUUGUAUAAUUAGUAAAUUGUA
Messenger RNA from Photinus pyralis (common eastern firefly), 4015 nucleotides. Its product is annotated as flocculation protein FLO11-like. Gene Ontology annotation, biological process: protein dephosphorylation. The coding region runs from base 429 to 3836 and encodes 1135 amino acids. Gene Ontology annotation, molecular function: protein tyrosine phosphatase activity. The transcript has 11 exons. The record is from RefSeq and is a predicted model, not a curated record. Lineage: Eukaryota; Metazoa; Arthropoda; Insecta; Coleoptera; Lampyridae.